Spinacia oleracea (spinach) is the source of this 2381-nucleotide messenger RNA. RefSeq lists its product as uncharacterized. The record is from RefSeq and is a predicted model, not a curated record. The coding region runs from base 1537 to 2082 and encodes 181 amino acids. Lineage: Eukaryota; Viridiplantae; Streptophyta; Magnoliopsida; Caryophyllales; Amaranthaceae. The transcript has 6 exons.
GUUCCGAUAAUGCGUUGGAUCCUCAUAUGGAGGGCUGGAGUUAGCAAUGAGCUUCGGGGUGUCAACCAUAGUGAGAGAUGACAUGCCUGCCCGAUCAAUUAACUCGCACUACAAGAAAGCGGUGAUUUUACGACUGAAUUUUUCGACCACAAGUAUAGUAGUCGGUAAAAUUUGAUUUUAGCCACUAAAAUAGUGUUGGUCGUUAAAUUUAAAUUUUUACGACUAAAAAUUGUGGUCGGUAAGUUGCGACUACUUUAAAGGUAAACAACGACUACUUUGUAGUCGUGAGUUAAGUCGACCAAAACAACAUUUUUCAAAAAAAUAUUCCGACCAAUAAAUUAUAGCGACCAAAUAUUUUAGUCGGUAAAUUCCGACUACUUUAUAUGUAGUCGUUGAUAUCAAGUUUUGCGACUACUUUGUAGUUGGUAAAAAAAAUAACAAAAAAAAAUAAAAAAAUAAAGUUUUGGUCGUUAAUUUUGGUCGCAGAAAUUCGUAAGUCCGACUAAAAUUUUGGUCGUUAAAUGUUUUAAAUGAAAGAGGGGUUUGCUGGUUGAAUUCAAUAUGGUCGGUUAAUUCAAAGACCUCCCUCUUCAAUACCUAACACCAGAUCUGAAAAACAACCAGAAAACCAACGACAUCCACCACCACUAACAAACCAACAACCACUGCCACAAGAGCCGACGCAGCCACCGGCAACCAAGAGCCGACGACGCAGCCACCGGCAACCAAGAGCCGACGACACAACCACCAACACGCGACUUAGCCGACGACGCAGCCACCAACACGCGACCCAGCCACCAACAACCACCGCCAACCGCUGCCUUCAACGACGAAGCUCCUCUCAACCCCUCUCCCUUAUGAGAUGUCUGGUCGAGGGGAUAGUUCAGGCAGUGGCCGUGUUCGUAGAGGUGGACGUAAAGGUGCUCGUGGGGGUGCUCGUGGAGGUGCUCAUGGAGGUGCUCGCGAUAGUCCACAUAUCACAUAAUCCACUCAGGAUACCUUCUUUGAUGAUGACAUGACUCAGGGUGAGUAUGAUAGUGAGGUUGUACCUGAGACACAACAAGAUGAAGUGGUUGUUGAGCCGGGAGUGUUUUGGAUGACACCUGGUGAACUAUGGUUUGAUCAUAGUUCCCUCGCCCGACACAUCACGAGUGUCAUUCAAAAGUAUUACAAGAGUCCGUGGACGUGUUAUACACAGGUGGAUAACCAUACCAAAGAGCAUUGGUUUAAUUUGUUCAAGCAGACUCACAAGUGGCCACCGAAGUACGACAACUUGGCCUUGCAUGACUACCAUGAAAAAGCGGGGCAAAGACUAAAGGACACACACAACUACAUCACGUCAAGAAGUGGUGGAAAACGUCCUGAUUGGUUGCCUGAGGAGGUGCAUAAAGAGAUGAUGAGGCAUGCAACGGAGGAUCCUGAAUUCCUGAAAAAGUCUGAGCGUUCAAAGAAGAAUAGGAGAGGCGGUUCACUAACAAAUUCAAUUGAACCAACACAUUUUCAAGGUUCCAUUUCCACAGUAGAACAUGCAAAAAAAUGGCAAAAGACAAUGGAGGUGCUUUGCCUACGGCCGGUGAGUUAAAUUUGAGGACGCACACGAAGAACAUACCGGGUAAAGGGAAUGUACCAUGCAGUAGCAAAGCGAAACAGAUCAAGGAAACAUAUGAAAAGACUGUUGCUGAAUGCCGUGAAAAAGGCACUGAAAAGGAUCAAAAUCAAAUAUUUUUUGAGACAGUUGGUGGGAGAAAGAAGGGAAAGGUCCAUGGCUUGGGGAGUGGCUCACAUUUGUAUUAUGCACCACCUUCGAGGGGAGGUGGUUCUUCUAGCUCAUACAUACCUUCCCUUUAUUCGCAAUUUCAAGAAAAAUUUACUCAAAAGACCCAAGCGUUGGAGGCGACACAAGCUCAGAUACUAAGGGAGAGAGAAGAAGAGAGACUGGAGCGACAAAGGGAGAAGGAAGAGCUACAAAAGGAGAAGGAAGAGCUACAAAGGCAGAGAGAUGCAGAGCGACUAGAGCGCCAAAGGGAGAAAGAAGAAAAAGAAGAAAAUGAUAGGGUCCAAGCAAAGGUGAUUGCCGAGUGAAAGAGGCAAUGGAGAACUAUGGAAGGAUGUUCAGUCAGUGUAGUCAAUUUCAGUCUCAAGACCGUCAAGAUCCCCCUGGCGGAGGGGCUGGAGGGGCUGGGCUAGCUACUUUGUAGAUUUUCAAAUAUAUUUUCUAUAUAUUUAUGUAUUAACUCGUAGUUAUGUAUUAUCAGUAUGAACAAGUUUGUUAAUAUUAUCAAAGCUUUGUACUCCGUAGUUCGUGUUUUGAAUAUUGUGGUCGCAGGAAUUAUAUUGAAUAGCAGGGAAAUUGAAUAUUGAGUAGGCAUUGUAUUUGAAUA